ACGUAGCCCCAUAAGGUAACGCGCCUCUUCUCGUGGGGAGUGUUUCCGCCAUUUUUGAAAAUCGGAACGGUACCGGAAUAAGGGUAGUUGCCGCCGCGAUGGCAGCCUUUGCUGUGGAACCUCAGGCUCCGACGUUGGGAUCUGAACCAAUGAUGCUGGGUUCACCCACAUCUCCAAAGCAAGGAGUUAAUGCUCAGUUCUUACCUGGAUUUUUAAUGGGGGAUUUGCCAGCUCCAGUGACUCCACAACCUCGAUCAAUUAGUGGCCCUUCAGUAGGAGUAAUGGAGAUGAGAUCACCUUUACUUGCAGGUGGGUCACCACCACAACCAGUUGUCCCUGCUCAUAAAGAUAAAAGUGGCGCUCCACCAGUUAGAAGUAUAUAUGAUGACAUUUCCAGCCCAGGACUUGGAUCAUCACCCUUAGCUUCAAGAAGACAGCCAAACAUUUCAGUAAUGCAGAGUCCUCUUGUUGGAAUUUCAACUCCAGGAACAGGGCAAAGCAUGUUUAGUCCUGCAAAUAUUGGUCAGCCGCGAAAGACAACAUUAUCUCCUGCCCAACUGGAUCCCUUUUAUACUCAAGGAGAUUCUCUGACUUCAGAAGAUCACCUCGAUGACACCUGGGUGACUGUGUUUGGGUUUCCUCAAGCAUCUGCUUCCUAUAUAUUAUUACAAUUUGCACAAUAUGGGAAUAUCUUAAAACAUGUGAUGUCUAACACAGGAAAUUGGAUGCAUAUUCGUUAUCAGUCUAAACUGCAGGCCCGAAAGGCCUUAAGCAAAGAUGGGAGGAUUUUUGGAGAAUCCAUCAUGAUUGGUGUAAAACCAUGUAUUGAUAAAAGUGUUAUGGAAAACAGUGACAGAAGUGCUUUCUCAUCUCCAUCUCUACCCUUUACUCCACCAAUCAAAACCUUGGGUACACCAUCACAACCUGGAAGUACUCCUAGGAUUUCUACUAUGAGACCUCUUGCUACAGCAUACAAAGCUUCUACUAAUGACUACCAGGUUAUUUCUGACAAACAAACGCCAAAAAAAGAUGAAAGUUUUGUAUCCAAAGCAAUGGAGUACAUGUUCGGCUGGUAGUAUAAUAAGAGCUAAGAACUCAACUCACAAGGGAAGAGGUUACUACACUAAAACAGAGUUAGUAGAGUGCUGCUGGUUUCCUUUGGUUAGUUAUAUAACCACUGCUGGCCAGUACUGGAUAGCUAUCUUACACUUCUUUUAGAAAGAAGCCUUUUUCUUUAAGGAUACAGCCUAUAGCUCGCACUUUAAAAGAUGCUGGAGAUGGAUACAUAUUAAAGGAAACUAAAAAUCCCUAUAAAUAGGAUUUUGUGUUUUCUGUGAUAGUGCAUGCUUAAGCACAAAAACUCAGCAUUGAUUACUGUAAAGUCAAUAGUUGGGUUUGUGGUGAGGCUUUGUAGUCUUCAUGAGAAGUUGGGGUGAAUUUCAUGAAGGGGAAUUACAAGUUCUUCUACCAAGACACAAAGAUAAUUAGCAAUUUGAAUUAUGGUCUUUUAAUUUAGAUAGUAUUUAAUAUUUUAAUUAUCUUUGUUUGUGUAUGUCCUGUCGUGGAUUGUCAUCUUUCAGUAUUCUAAAACCAAAACGUUCUUUUUAAAAACCUACUACUAAAGUUUCUUGAUAAUAAACUUUGUCAACCUUAUAUAUUGAA
Molecule: messenger RNA, 1662 nt
Organism: Carlito syrichta (Philippine tarsier)
Lineage: Eukaryota; Metazoa; Chordata; Mammalia; Primates; Tarsiidae
Gene: NUP35
Product: nucleoporin 35
Exons: 9
Coding region: 99-1076 (325 amino acids)
Biological process (GO): regulation of DNA-templated transcription; nuclear pore organization; NLS-bearing protein import into nucleus
Cellular component (GO): nuclear pore central transport channel; nuclear membrane; nuclear pore nuclear basket
Molecular function (GO): structural constituent of nuclear pore; phospholipid binding; single-stranded DNA binding
Source: RefSeq, a predicted model, not a curated record